This is a messenger RNA of Perca flavescens (yellow perch), 1848 nucleotides long. RefSeq names its product dentin sialophosphoprotein-like. Lineage: Eukaryota; Metazoa; Chordata; Actinopteri; Perciformes; Percidae. Bases 70 to 1764 code for a protein of 564 amino acids. The record is from RefSeq and is a predicted model, not a curated record. The transcript is spliced from 2 exons.
UCAAAUAUACACACGCACAGAGACAUCUGUCUGCAACAAGCAUUUAUUUUACUGGCAAAGCUAAAGAACAUGGAUAUCCAAGAAGAUAAAGUAGACUCAAAAGACCUUCCCACGCAGGCCGAGGUCUGCUCUGGAGAAGCCCGCCCGAAAAAGCGUUCGCUUUGGAAGAGAAUCAAGGGUUUCUUCAAAAAGAAAUCCAAAAGCACCAAAAGCAAAGGCCAGUCUCCGAGUAAAGAGGAGUCAGUUGAGGAGUUUUCGACCACAAGUGACAAGGAACCCCAGCUGGACAGCUCUAAUGUGAAUGAUGAGUUAAAUGAUACAUUCAGCUCCCAGGAAUCAGAUAAUGACUCUGAAAGCAAAGGCGGAUCCGACAGUAAAGACAUCGACUGGAAGCAGGGGGAGUCUAAUGAGGAGUCAAGCAGUCAAGUCGUCACCAAUGGAUCAGAUAAUGACUCUGGAAGCAAAGAAGAGUCUCACAAUAUUGAGUCCAUCAGCGAAGACAUCGACCGGAAGCAGGGAGAGUCAGAUGGUGAGUCGUCGACUACAAGAGACAACGAACCGGACAGCUCUGAUAUGAAUGGCGAGUCAAACAGUCAAGCCGUCGGAAAUGGAUCAGAAAAUGACUCUCAAAGCAAAGGCGAUUACGUCAGAAAAGACCUCAAGAACAAGCAGGGGGAGUUUGAUGAGGAGCCAAACGAAGAAAAGUCUCAAGAUAUUGCAUCCGUCAGUGAAGACAUGGACUGGAAGCAGGGAGAGUCAGAUGAUGGGUCAUCGACUACAAGAGACAACGAACCCCAACCUAACAGCUGUGAUAGCAAUGGCGAGUCGAACGGUCAAGAAGUCACAGAUGGACCACGAAAUGACUCUGAAAGCGAAGUGGAAUCCGACAGUGAAGCUGUGGACUGGAAGCAGGGAGAGUCAGACGAAGAUUUGAACAGUGAAGUCAUCUCCAAUGGAUCACAUAAUGACUCAGAGUCCCACAAUAUUGAUCUUGACUGGGAGUGGUGGGAAUCGAAUGAUUUAUUCGUCACCGAUGGAUCAAAAGCUAACUGUGAAAGUAAAGCCGAUUCCACCGAUACCAGCCAAUUCCAGUCGAACGGUCAAUCCGUCACGAAUGGACCACGAAAUGACUCUGAGAGCGAAGUGGAAUCCGACAGUGAAGCCGUAGACUGGAAGCAGGGAGAGUCAGAUGAUGGGUCAUUGACUACAAAAGACAACAAACCCCAACCUAACAGCUGUGAUAUGAAUGGCGAGUCGAACAGUCAAGCCAUCACAGAUGGACCACGAAAUGACUCUGAGAGCGAAGGGGAAUCCGACAGUGAAGACGCGGACUGGAAGCAGGGGGAUUCAGACGAAGAGUUGAACAGUGAAGUCAUCUCCAAUGGAUCACGAAAUGACUCUGAGAGCGAAGGGGAAUCCGACAGUGAAGACGCGGAAGACUCAGACGAAGAGUUGAACAGUCAAGUCAUCUCCAAUGGAUCACAUAAUGACUCCGAGUCCCACAAUAUCGAUCUCGACUGGGAGUGGUGGGAGUCGAAUGAUUUAUUCGUCACCGAUGGAUCACAAGCUAGCUGUGAAAGCAAAGCAGAUUCCACCGAUACCGGCAUCGACUGGAAGUGGUGGGGGCUGGAUGAUGACUUCAGUGAUGUAUGCAGGUUCCUCAAAGGUGAGUCCCUUAACGACAUAUACAAGAAGCGAGUGAAUCAAACGAGAAGAUGGCAACUACCGGUGACAAGGAACAGCUGCCUGAUCGCUGUGAUGUGAAUAUGGAUGGGUGGACGGCCUACCAGGCCUUCAAGGCCUCGGGGGCAUCUCAAGUCUACAGUAUAUCCAGAAUAUACCAUUAAA